CCUUCCUUCCACAUAUUUUUUCAGUGCUUAAAUCCAAUGUGUUUAGUUAUGAGUUUACCAGAUGAGAAAGAAAGUGAAACUACUCGUAUCUUAUCUGAGUUUAUGUGGUACAAUGUUCAGUGCCACUUCACUAUAUGCAAGACACGGAGAUACGAUUGCACCAAGAAGAGAUUUAUUAGAACUGGCUUUUAACAAAUGAGGAAUGCAUUCCCUGCAGUUGAAUCAAACCAUUCUUAUUUCUGACACAAGAUAAUGGGACCAUUCCUUGGCUGCUACCUAAUACUAACCUUGAUGUACAAUAAUUGGGGCUGUUGUGCAGAGGAAUGCCAUACUGUGAAGGCACGUCGAGACAAUAAAGUCGUGUCUGAGGGCAGAAGCUUGUUACUCUCAUGUGAUGUUCAGCACUGUGGCGUGAGCGGUUGGACUGGAGGAUGGGGAGUCCACAAGGAAGUCACUUUCAGCUUCUUACAAGCCUCAGCCAGGAUUCACAUUUACAACGAAAACUUGUCUAACAAUAGUACCCGCCUUAACAUCAACUUUAUUAGCACUAACAAAUCAGACAGUGGGGCAUAUCAGUGUCUCAUCAACUGGAGAGAAAACGGCAGCAGCAAUGGACAUGUAACAAUUGUUAAUGUCACCGAUGCCCACCCUAAUCUAGAGGAACAAUCUGAGAGGAGGAUUGUGUCUCUGAGAGUAUUUCUGUUAAUCUGCGCCUGCAUCUCGUUUCCUCUUGCCGUGGCACUGGUUCGUUGUCUGCAACGCCCAGUUUCUCCUGUGGUCCCACCUCGCUCAUACUUUGCCAAUGGACAGAUGGACAGGCCACGUGAGCCAAUGUAUGCAGUGCUGGGCCUGGAGAACGUGAGGCACCAAAGGCCUCAGCAGCAAAUACAAGGAUCACCUGUCAUGUACUCUUCCAUACGCCUGUAGCAGCCUGUUCGAGUGCAGGGAAAAAUCCAUAUCCAAAGCGAGCUACAAAAACAUUUCUACAGUGGGUUAGGAGAUCCAGUGAGAGCAAGCUCUACAAGCAAAUUGUUGUCAACCUGACAAGUACUGACAUCUGGGAAGAGAUGGGUCUUCAAAAGCGUUUUGAAGAUGGAUAAGGUUGCCUCUGACAGCAUUUAGUAUAGCUUGUUCCACCAUAGAGGGACCAUGAAUGAGAAAAAGGCCGAACUCUGUCCUGAGUGAAGGUGCCGUGAUGCAGGCAUCAUUCUUUGGAGGAGCACAGUCUAUGAAAUGGCAGAAAAAACCCAUAAACACCACCUUUUUGGUUGAUCAGAAACCAGACACGUUGACAAAUAUUAGCAUGUGACGCAACAUGUCGUAACUUGCACCAGAACCAGUGGCAAACUGAUUAAACAUACUUUCACUUUCAGGACAUACGAGCAGUACUUGAAUUUCCCCUGGGGAUCAAUAAAGUAUCUAUCU
Messenger RNA from Alosa sapidissima (American shad), 1425 nucleotides. RefSeq lists its product as uncharacterized. The coding region runs from base 253 to 927 and encodes 224 amino acids. The record is from RefSeq and is a predicted model, not a curated record. The transcript is spliced from 5 exons. NCBI's taxonomy places the organism in Eukaryota, Metazoa, Chordata, Actinopteri, Clupeiformes, Clupeidae.